AUGCUUUCCACUGAUUUUUCCAGUUUCUUCACUCGACCUAUAGAUGCCAGCGAUAUCUUCUUCGGUCAUCUCUAUCGCCUUUCCUUGCAUCUGUGUUUCUAUUUGUUAGCUAUGCACCUCCGCCACCAUUCCAUUCUCCGACCUUCAACCAGUUCACCGAGGGUAUCGAAGGCACUAGCAACUACCUUCCAUUCGUCAAUUAACUUUCUGUAUGAAGCCAUCGCCGUUGUUGAUUCCUUCAAUCAGAUGAACGACAAACUGUCUGAGAAUCAAUUUUUUUGCCCAAGCCUCCCAGAAGGCUAUCGUUGGGGUAUGGAUUGAUGCAGGGUCGUAAUUUGAGACGGAAGAGAACAAUGGUGUUGCUCAGAUAUAUUGCAGAACUCGACUUUUGAUGAAACAUUGAUCAAUCGUCAGCGUGGUGUUAUUCUACGAAAGAUGGAAGAGGUUAGAGCACAAACCGAAGAAGUAAUCUUUGAUCAUUUGCAUUCUACUGCUUUCCAAUACACCCCCCUUGGAAAGACCAUUCUUGGACCUGCUGAAAACAUCCGGAAGAUAACAAAGAAAGAUAUUUAAGAUUGCAUUUCAACCCACUAUGAAGCUCACAGAAUGGUAAUUUUAGCUUCUGGGGCUGUUAAACAUGUGAAGCGAUCGAGGAGCGACACAUGAUUUGGGAGUAUAUGCUGAAGCUGACAUACCUUAAAGAUAGACAAAGACCGAACUUUCUUAGAUGGAGAAGAACAGAUGUGAAAAUGAUUCUGACAUUAAAAUAGGCCAUUUAAAACAAUUCGAUUGAAAAGGUCAAUUAUUGUUAAAGUUGUUGGCUGCAAAGAAUUAAUGACACAAUCAUGGAGAUGAGGUACCAUAACAAGAGUACAAUACAUGGUCUUAAAGACAUGAGGAACCAAGACUUACAACCGAUGAUUGCAAACAGGGAAUGAACAAAAAAAAUCACUGGUGGUAAAUAAAGUACUUGGAGCUGAUGUCACAAAUGUUCAAAAAGUUACACUUGCCGAGUAUAACCGGCUGUCUCUAGCAGCGGUCAGCAAAACAAAAAGCUCAGUUUUAAUUUUGGAUUUAUGUUUUAAUUGAACUGGGGAUCUAAUUCAAAUUACAAUUGACCACAUCGACCCUCUCUGCAGCCGGGUAUUUUAUGUUCAGUACUUCAAGGAACUAAAAGUGUCGUGGCCAACGACAAAAUGAUCAUUUUGCAUGUGAAAUAGCUUAAAAACUUAUACUUUUCAAGAAAGGAGAAGUAGUUGCUGCAUUUGAAAAACACUUUGAAGUGUAUGAGAAUUUCGAUAUUUACAUAAAUUCUGCAGGCAUUGCAACUUCAGUCCCAUUUUACCUGUUGAAGACAUCAAUACACAACACAAGAGAUAGUUGUUGGAUUAAAUUCUGAAUUUAUACUUCUUAGAGAUAGAUUCUGGGGAUUGUUGUUUGAAGAGAAUGUGAUAGCUAAGGUCGAAAAUCAUAAGCCUAUCUUAAUAUCCUUCGAAACCAUCCAUAAGAAGCACCAGAUGCCAAAAAUGAUCAUAUCCGUUUAGAUCCAUCCCCGCAACGCGGGGCUCCUCAUCUAGUUGGAAUUAAAUACAUCCAAUUUCAACGAAUGUAAGUUAUUGUUUGACGAUUGGAAAAUAUUUAUUGGAAUUAAAUACAUUCCAUAUGGGGAAGAUGAUGUCAACAAUUUGAUCUAAGGGUGGAAAAAAUAAGAUUGAAAUACAAUUAAUGGUCCAAAUUAUUUAAGAUGAUG
This is a messenger RNA of Lactuca virosa, 1750 nucleotides long. The record is from the annotation of a GenBank genome assembly. NCBI's taxonomy places the organism in Eukaryota, Viridiplantae, Streptophyta, Magnoliopsida, Asterales, Asteraceae.